AGUAAACGCGUGUGAUGGGCGCAAGACGAAAGUAAUUGCACUAGGAGGAUCAUUAGCCUAAGCGUUUGCUGUCAGUGGAUAGGAUUCUCUCGGUAUAGAAUAAAGCAGCUUUGGUAAUUAAGUGUUGAUCUAAUGAUCUCUAUUAACAACCUGCAAAACACCACAGCGUCGAAGCAACUCCGGGUGGGAACGUGUUUCCGAUAGGAGAUUGCGUAUCUCGGUAUUGUAUCAGUAUUGAGAAGUGUUUAAAUCGUAUAAAAAUCUGGAAAAGAACAACAGUCGGACUGCAACGGUUAGAAGCGGCGCGUGCGCGAGUUGAAAAUGAAACUGAUAGCAAGUGCUUUUGUUGUGAUUUUAAAUUUAGUCGUGGUGUUGGCGGAGCUUGCACCGGUUUUGGAAGUGUGCAGCAAAAAUGAUCCCCAGUUGGCACAAUGCAUCAUAAAGGUGGUUGACAAAAUACGGCCAAACAUCGCCAAUGGAGAUUACGGAGGUGGACGAAUGGCUCCGAAACUGGAUCCAUUCUCCAUCGAGAAGUUAGAUAUUGAUCGUGGAGCAAGCUUUCGUGCCAAGAUGCGGAAUGUGAUCAUCGAUGGACUAAGCAACUUUGUGAUCAAGAAAAUUCGUCCCGAUUUGGAAAACAAACGCUUCCACAUCAUAGCAAAAAUUCCCAACUGUUUUGUCCAUGGAAAGUACGAGCUGAACAUGAACAUCCUCCUUUUGAAAAUCGCCGGCAAAGGAGAUUUCAAUCUGACACUAGAUGACACGUUGGUAAAUCUCAAGGUCCAAUACUAUCUGGAACCGAAGGAUGGCAAGUCCUACACAAAGUUCCAUCCGGUCGAUCUGAAGAUCAAGUUUGACAAGGCGAAGUUCUACCUGAAGAAUCUGUUCGGUGGAGAUCCAGCUCUGGAGCAGAUCGGUAAUCAAGCAAUCAACGCCAAUCCCCACCUCUUGCUGGACGAGGUGAAACCAGCCAUUCAGGAAAAUUUGAAAAUUUCGCUCACGAACAUUUCCAAUGCCGUGGUUGAUGGGGCGGAGGAGGAUGAGUUGCUUCCGGAGAAGAAACCAUAAUGUGAACCGUAAUGCAAAUCAGAAUAACGUGAGCUGUGAACAGUCCAAAAAAAGUGUUUGUUAGAAUGACCAAGUUUGUUUUUUAAUGUUAAUGGAUUUGUGUUUAGAAAUAAAGAAGUUGUUGUGAGGUGAAAUAUGAUCAUUUUCGAUCAAUUUUGACAAAAGAAACUGUCG
Molecule: messenger RNA, 1242 nt
Organism: Ochlerotatus camptorhynchus
Lineage: Eukaryota; Metazoa; Arthropoda; Insecta; Diptera; Culicidae
Product: protein takeout-like
Exons: 4
Coding region: 322-1068 (248 amino acids)
Source: RefSeq, a predicted model, not a curated record